Messenger RNA from Scomber japonicus (chub mackerel), 778 nucleotides. RefSeq names its product SLAM family member 5-like. Lineage: Eukaryota; Metazoa; Chordata; Actinopteri; Scombriformes; Scombridae. The annotation marks the transcript as partial. The record is from RefSeq and is a predicted model, not a curated record. The transcript has 3 exons.
CAAGAAUACAAUGUAGUGAGAUUAUUUCCUGAUAAAAGAACAAAAAUAUUUGACAGUUAUGUAGGAAGGGUUGAGUUUUCUGUACAAAAUCACUCUUUGAUUUUGAAGAAUGUGCAACACAGCGACAGUGGAGAUUACACUGCACUCAUAACUGGGGACAUAAACCAACAUCUAACUGAAUACAAGGUCAUAAUUCAAGAUCCAGUGUCUCCAGUCCAGCUGUCAGUGAACUCUGUGUCUAACAGCAGAGAGUCCUGUAACCUCACUGUGACCUGCAGUACAGAGGACUCUCUCAUCAGCAGCACUUUUAGAUGUGACACCCAAACCUGCAAUCAGGAGGGAGGAGAGCAGUCAGAGGUCACAACCUCUGGUUCUUCUCUCCAUGUCUACUUGUUCAACGACUUCAUCAUCUGUAACUAUAGCAACCAGGUCAGCUGGACCAGAGACAUGAAGGAGAUUCAGUCUCUCUGCUCUCUAACUGCUGGUUCACAGAGUAUCUCUCUGUGCCUGGUGAAGACAGUCGUGUUCUCUGUUGGUCUGAUCAUCAUGGUGUCUGCCGUCAUCAGUGUCCAUCUGAUGGAGAGGCUCAAGAAGCAAGAAUGAAGAGACGACUCUACACCAACAAAUCUGUUAUUCACUUUCUUAUCAAGUAGAACAGCAGACGCCACUGUGCAUGAGUAGGAAUGCAGUUCAGUUUAGAGCUUUGUUUGCUUGUUGUGCUACAUAUCAUAACCUCUUGACUUAGUCAGUCUCUCUUAAUGAAGAGUGUGAUGUUGCU